CCUGUUCAGAGUCGGUGCGGUCACGGAGCCCGGGAGGAGGUUCCAGGGCCGCAUCUCGGGUGCCUGCGCCAAGCCGGGCUGUGUGCCGCCAUGGCCUCAGUGCAGCUGGAGAAACACCAGCUGACCCCUCCGGGCGGCGGCGACGGCGGCUCAGCGUCUGCCCCGGCUCCUCCCUCGCCCGGAGCCGCGACGGCGACGGCGACGGCGGCGGCGGCUAGCCCUGGUUACCGGCUUAGCACGCUCAUCGAAUUUCUGCUGCACCGGGCCUACUCGGAGCUCUUGAUGCUGACGGACUUACUACCAAGGAAAUCUGAUGUGGAAAGGAAAAUAGAAAUUGUACAGUUUGCUAGCCGGACACGUCAACUCUUCGUUCGACUAUUAGCUUUAGUAAAAUGGGCUAAUGAUGCUGGCAAAGUCGAAAAGUGUGCGAUGAUCUCAAGCUUUUUAGAUCAGCAAGCUAUCUUGUUUGUGGACACCGCUGAUCGCUUGGCCUUCUUAGCUAGAGACGCACUAGUCCACGCACGCCUGCCUAAUUUUGCUAUCCCGUAUGCCAUUGAUGUGCUGACUACUGGCUCUUAUCCACGGCUUCCAACCUGCAUCAGGGAUAAGAUUAUUCCUCCAGACCCAAUUACCAAAAUUGAGAAACAAGCCAUACUUCAUCGGCUCAAUCAGAUUCUUAGACAUAGGCUUGCAACAACAGAUCUUCCUCCACAGCUAGCAAAUCUUACAGUGGCAAAUGGCCGUGUGAAGUUUCGAGUUGAAGGAGAAUUUGAAGCAACUUUGACGGUAAUGGGUGAUGAUCCAGAAGUUCCAUGGCGCCUUCUCAAGCUAGAAAUUCUAGUUGAGGAUACGGAAACAGGAGAUGGCCGACCUUUGGUUCAUAGCAUGCAAAUCGACUUUAUUCAUCGUUUGGUGCAGUCUCGGCUCUUUGCUGGUGAGAAACCUCUUCAGGACAUGUACAACUGCCUACAUUGUUUCUGCUUAUCACUUCAAUUAGAAGUGUUACAUUCCCAGACUCUGAAGUUAAUCCGAGAGAGAUGGGGCAACCUAGUCCAGGUGGAAAGGUAUCAUGCGGGGAAGUGCCUCUGUCUCUCAGUUUGGAAUCAACAGGUACUAGGGAGAACAGGCUCAGGAUCUGUUCACAGAGUUACAAUUAAAAUCGAUGAGAAUGAUGUCUCCAAGCCUUUACAGAUUUUUCAUGAUCCUCCUUUCCCAGCUUCUGAUCCUAAAUUAGUGGGAAGAGCUGUGAAGGUGGACCACUUAUCAAUAGAAAAGCUCCUGAUUGACAGUGUACACUGGAGAACCUAUCAGAAGCUGCAGGAACUGAAGGCCAUUCCCUGAAGCUUCAAUGCUAAAACUGAGGGCGCUGAGCCUGAACCAGUCAAGUGUCAGAUGUCCCAACAGAGCUGACUUCAUUUUCGGAGCUAACCUUCUCUGCGUACCAGAAACGUCUGCUGGCCACUCUUAGAUUUGCAGCCUGUGGGCCAUACAGGUUGUCCUGUACUCCAGAGACUCCCCAGUUUAUACACCCUGGAUUGGCCAUGUUCAAGCCAAGGGGUGUCUCUUGAAUGCAUUGGGGAGUCAAGAAAGCAGACACUGGCAUCUAUACUGGAGGACUGUGGUGUCUCAGUGCUUUGAAUACUGCAUUAAACACCCUUCAGGAGGGCAGAGGCUGCAGAAGUUGAGAGAACUCCGCCGGACCUGAGCUUCAGAGUUUUCAGUCCCACCAGCAGAGAACCUUGCAGCAGACAGGUGGCUACAGAGGUUGGGCUCCCUGCUGACCUUGGGCUCAGGGCCUGUAAGACUGCAUCUAUCCUCAGAUGAAUGGGGUCUGUUAUCACCAUCGACCACCAGACCACCGCCGGAGCUGCAUGAACUCAGCGUGUCCAUAUCUGGCUCUCC
Peromyscus eremicus (cactus mouse) is the source of this 1902-nucleotide messenger RNA. Its product is annotated as mediator of RNA polymerase II transcription subunit 14-like. The transcript has a single exon. Gene Ontology annotation, biological process: regulation of transcription by RNA polymerase II. Lineage: Eukaryota; Metazoa; Chordata; Mammalia; Rodentia; Cricetidae. The record is from RefSeq and is a predicted model, not a curated record. Gene Ontology annotation, molecular function: transcription coregulator activity. Bases 91 to 1341 code for a protein of 416 amino acids. Gene Ontology annotation, cellular component: mediator complex; core mediator complex.